AUGAGUUAAAAGAGAUUGCCUUCGGGCAAAUAAGAUAGACACAUUUAAGCAAUAAAGAAGUAUCAGGAAUAUGAAAACAGUAAGACGAGUUAGGCUAAACUGAAUGACAUGAUCAAGGGGACUAAAACAAUUUAAUUAUUGCCAAAGCCAGGGGAGUUUGUGACAGUUGCUUCAGACAAGUAAUCGAAUUAAUAGCCAUACAUGGAUAUCCCAAUUAAGGAUUUAUUAGAUGGCACUAAAACGUUUACAGAAUUGAAACUGCAAAGCAUAGAAAGACAAGCUUAGAGAUAGAUGAAGAAACCUAGGGAGAAGGAUAGAUUUGAUGAAGGAGUUUUGAGAAGAGAUGAUUUAAAACCGCCACAAAGUGAAUUGGAUGAAUUUGGAGUGGAGCGAGGAGUCUAACCAAAAUUUACCUAAAACAUCAGAGAAAUAAUGAAAAAUUAGCACAAAGAGAUGUUGGCUCCUUCUGAAUAAUUGAUUAAAGAUCUAUAAGAGAAAAGAUUGCCUUAGAUUUAACAUUCCCAUUCUCAAAAGAUUGUUCGUCCGAUUUCAGCCAAUUUUGUUAUUAAGGCCUUGAAUAUUGGAGAUGAAAAGUUGGAGAACUCUAAAGGGAUACAAUAACAGUUGUUUUAGACUAAGAGAAGUUAAUUAUAAUCUGCAAAGCCUAGAAAUUUGUAUGUGCCCCAUUUCCCAGAAGAAAUUAAACACUUGACAGGAUAUCAAACUAUUAAAUUAAAAGCAGAUGACUUUAUAUAAACAUACACAGAGGAGUAUUUGAAGGAAAAGGAGGAAAAAAUGUUGAAGAAACACUUUCAAGUUUCUGCUGUUGAUCCAAGAUUACAAUCCCCUUAUAUGAGAGUCAAUCCUAAUACAGGGUAGAUCAUUAGAGAAAAGUAGGAUGAAUUGGGGGAGUUAGAAUUAACAAAACAUAGGGAAAGACUAUUUAUGGCAUAGCCUUUUGAGAUGAAACAAAUCUUUUUACCUUUAGAUUACUAUUAUAUGGAGGACGAGUCAGGUGAUGAUUUAAUCGAAUAGUAUAAGGAGAAAGAAGGAAAGUGCUUUGGAUUUUCAAAGUGGUUCGAUACAAGUGGAAACUUCACUUGGGAGGAAUGCUUAGUUGAAAAGUAUAUUUAUGAUGCUGACAUGUAUGAGAUAAGGUUUCUAAAAUACAAUAAGACUAAAUAAGUAACUAGAGUGAAUCUUAGAUUUAAAAGAGAGAGUGAAGCUUAUUUCAAACAACAAUUAGAAAUAGCAGAUUACUAUAGAAAAAGAAGUGAAGUGUUUAUUAAGUAUAAUUACAUGAUAGAUAAAAUGGAUGAUCCAACAUCAUCGAUCUAGGAAGAUUAAUUAAUGAGAAUACAGCUAUUUUCAAUGGGAAUCUACUUUAAAUUGGGAUCUGUCAGAGAUCCUAUUGCAUUUUAUAAAUUGGACCCAUCCAUUAAGUUUAAUUUCAAAAGAUAUCUGAUUCCAAAAUAAUUAAGUAGAAUCGAUUAAGGUCCAAAAGAAUUGUGUAAGUUGAAGAAAUAUAGAUAUGAUUUAUUGGUUGAACUCUCAGAAGAGGUUAAGAAGUAAUUUAUCAGAGCCAAUCAUGAAAUUUAAUUUAAAAGGAUGUUGCCCUAUCAUGAAGAGAAGAAAGCCAUCUUUAAAGGAUAUUUGCCAGAAGAAUUAUUUGAACCAAAACAUGUAGAACCCAGAUUUCCAGUAUACGGCAUUGGGUAGCAAAAGUUUAUUGAAUUGUUUACCUACAUGAAGAAGAAUCUCCAUUAAGCUAUUUAAGAGAAAAACAAGGCUUUAUAAGAUGCCAACAUAAAUUUGAUUAAGUUGGAAGAAUAACAUCUAUUUUGUCAAAACUAUCUAGAACCUUAAGAUCUUCAUGAAUUGGACAAGGAUAUGAAAUUUAAGAUUGCAGAUGCCAUUAGGGAUUUGAAGACUAGAAUGUAUGAUGUGCAUUAUUUAAUUAUGGAAAUGAUUGAGGUUGAAGUUAAACAAUUGAAGGUUAUAGAAGAGGAAAGACUUAGAUUGAUUGUUCUUGAAGCUGAGAGACUCAAAAUUCAAGAACAAGGUUUAAUGAGUGAGACACUUAAACUAUUACAACAAUUUCAAAAGUUGAUUAACAUCAAGUUUGAACGAUCUGGAUUGGAAAUGUGGUAAAGGAGCAUAGCAAGAUUUAUCUCAUAUCUCAAAAUUGAUGUGGAUCCAAAUCUACCACCUUUGCAAUAAAUCUAUCAAUAUGCAAAGGAUAGAGAAUAUCGAGUCUUUAAUGAUAAUCUACUUAUCAAUAUAGAGAUCAAAGUAUAAGGACUUUAAUUGGUUCUCGAACCUAAUCCUGAAGAAAUUAAGAGAUCCUUAAAUAAUUACGUUUGGUUAGCGAUCAAAGAAUUGACUACUGUUCCUUGUAUGAGAAGUAGAGAAAUAGAAUCUGCAAGAGAAGAUAUGAUCAUGCAUAUCUUUACAGGCAUUGAUGAUGUUGAGAUACUUAAUAAUAAAUAACUUGUUCAAUAAUAUUUAGAUUAAAACUUUACUCUCUUUAAUGUAUAUUUUGAGAAAUUAAAUGAAUUUGAAUCUAUAUUGGAUUAUGAUAUUGAGAAGAGAUUAAAGAAGGGAUCAUUUGAAGAAUAUGCUAAGGAACUAGAUAAGUUAAUAAUGAUUAGAGAGGAUAUGUAAAAGUAUAUGUUUAAGAAAAAAUUGAAAUUAGGAUUUUAUUAUUUGAAUGUAGAACAAUAUCAAUAACUAUGUGAGGAUAGGUUGAGGAAAGCUUCGGAUAGUUUGUACGAAAAUUUAAUUUAAAAGAUUACUAAGGAGAACUUAAAGAUUGAAGGUGAGAUUAAGUAGAUGAUAUAGAAACUAACAGAAGAACCUAAAAAUCUUGAGGAGAUGGAUGCUUUGAGGACCUAUGCCAAAGACCAAUUGAAAGAAGAAUUGGUGAUAUUGAGUAAGAAAAUAAAUAAAGUAAUGGAGAAGAUGACUCUGAUGGAGAAGAUGAAUUAUAAGAUAAGUUAUUAGAAUUUUGAAAAGACUUGGAAUAUUUAUGGGAUGCCAUUGAAAUUGAUGAGGAAACAGGAAAAAUGUUUGAAAAGGCUAUAGAACAAUGAAAAGAAAUUCUAAGAAGAUUUGAUGACACAGUAGGGAGAGUUGAUUGGAGAAAUAAAUUACAUUAGCAAGGAAUUGAAUGAAUUAAUCAACGAAGAAGAUAUUAAUUAGAUAAACCAGAUUGCUAAUAGAUUUGCUGAUUUGGGGGAGAAGAUGGAAAGGGCAAUAGAAGAGGCAGAGAUAAUUAAUAGAAGAGAGGCCAUAUUGAAGUGGAAAUUGACCGAUUAUUAAGAAGUCGAUAAGAUCAAGAAACUAUUCACUCCUUAUUAUAAGGUAUGGGCCUUGGGUAGAGAUUAUUACUUCAAAAUUCCCCCUGCCUUGAGUGGACCAUUAAAUAACAUAGACAGAGAUUAAUUAACUUAGGAUGUAACAGAAGCCUGGACUGAGUUAUUUAAGUUGGAGAAAACGACAUUUAAAAUAAUCCCUCAUAUGUAUUAGGUUACUAUGGCUAUUAGAAAACUGUAUGAAGAUUUCAAACCUUAUUUACCGUUAAUCAAUGAUUUAAGAAAUCCAGCUUUGAAGAAGCAGCAUUGGAUUAGUUUAACAGCAUUAUUAAAAUUGGAUGAUGAUCCUAACUUCUCAUUAAAUACUCUAUUGGAGAAGGGAGUGAUGGACUUGAAGGAGGAAAUAAGGGAAAUAAGUGAAACUGCAUCUAAGUAGAGUUCAUUUGAAAGAUCAAUCAAUAAGAUGAAGAGUGAAUGGAAGAAUAUCAAGUUUGAGUUAAUUCAGUUUAGAGAUACUGACACACACAUCUUGAAAAGUGUUGAGCCUAUUUUAGACAAAUUAGACGAAGAUAUAACCAAGAUGAUGAGUAUAGCAAGUUCUCCAUUUGUGGCAUUUUUAUUACAGGAAGUUAAUUCUUGGAAGGCAUAAUUAUUUAGAGCGCAAGAGAUGAUUGAAUUAUGGUGUAAAACACAAAAGUCAUGGUAGUACUUAUAACCAAUCUUUUAUUCUGAAGAUAUUAUUAGAGAAAUGCCUAAAGAGGGUAAUAAGUAUUCAGUGGUUGAUAAAAUGUGGAGAGCAUUAAUGUUGGCUACAUUCCAAUAGCCCUUAGUGAUGGAAGCAUGUUUCCAGAAUAGAAUGAAGGAGAACUUUGUAUUUAUGAUCGAACAGUUGGAUUAAGUUAUUAAAAGCUUGAAUGAUUUUUUGAAUAAGAAGAGAACAGCAUUUCCAAGGUUCUUCUUCUUGUCUAACGAGGAACUUCUAUAGAUAUUAGCUUAGGCAAGAGAACCAAGAGCUGUGCAAAGACAUUUAUAGAAAUGUUUUGAGGGGAUAAAUGAAAUUACAUUUUAGGAUAAUAUGUUGAUAACUCAUAUGAUUAGUAGUACUUAGGAAAUAAUAAAGUUGAUUACUGAUGUAAAUCCAUUAAAUACAGAACAAGCAGUAAGAGGAGUUGAGGAUUGGUUAUAUGAAGUUUAAUAGUCUAUGAAAUUAACAAUUAAAACUUUGAUUCCUUAGGGUGUUCAAAUAGUUUCGGCAAAUACAUUAGAUAAAUCCAUAGUCUAGAUUCCUGCUUAAUUGUGUGUAUUGGCUCAUGAGAUCAUAUUUACUAAUAUGGUUACUUAAUUUAUUUCUGAUUACGAGAAGGAUGCCACUUCUAUUGACAAAUGCAUUCAGUAAGCUAACAAAGUAUUGAUGAGUACAGUUUAAUUAUUGCAUCAUGAAAUAGCAAAUGAAAAUCAUUUACAAGCAUUAGGUGUGCUGAUAGUUUUAUAAGUUAAAUAAAAGGAUAUCACAUAGGAAUUAAAAAGCAAGAAUGUGAGAAGAGUGGAUGAUUUUGAGUGGAUGUCAUAAAUGAGAUAUUACUUAGAGAAAGAUGUAAUUGUCAAAAUGCUUCAUACCUAAAGAGUUUAUGGUUAUGAAUAUUUGGGUAAUCAAUCAAGGUUGGUUAUCACACCAUUGACUGAUAGAUGCUAUAGAACAUUGAUGGCAGCAUUGCAUAUGAACUUAGGUGGUGCUCCUGAAGGUCCAGCAGGUACAGGAAAGACUGAAACCACAAAAGAUUUAGCUAAAGCAAUGGCCAAACAUUGUGUGGUGUUCAAUUGUUCAGAUUCAUUAGAUUAUUUAGCUAUGGGUAAGUUCUUUAAGGGAUUGGUGAGUUGUGGUUCAUGGGCAUGUUUUGAUGAGUUCAAUAGAAUAGAAUUAGAAGUCCUUUCAGUUAUAGCUCAAUAAAUACUGGUGAUUUAGACAGCAAUAGUCAGGGAUAAUUCGUAGAGGGUUCCUUCUAGAGUGUUCUAAUUUGAAGGGUAGUAAUUGACAUUGGAUUCAACCUGUGCUAUUUUUAUUACUAUGAAUCCUGGAUAUCAAGGAAGAAGUGAAUUACCAGAUAACUUAAAAGCCUUAUUCAGAAGUGUUGCUAUGAUGAUUCCAAAUUAUGCUAUGAUUACAGAAAUCUCUUUGUAUUCCUAUGGGUUCACAGAAGCCAGGGAGUUAAGUAUUAAAAUUACAACAUCUUUGAAAUUGGCCUCUGAAUAAUUAUCUACUCAGUCUCAUUAUGAUUUCGGUAUGAGAGCAGUUAAGUCAAUUAUUUUGGCUGCAGGUAGGUUAAAGAGAGAAACAAACACCAGCGAUGAAAUCAUAGUAUUGAGAGCUAUUGAGGAUUGUAAUUUGCCAAAAUUCACUUAAAAAGAUGUUCCAUUAUUCAAAGCAAUCAUCUCAGAUUUAUUCCCAGGUGUUGAGCCAGAGGAGAGAGAAUACGGGGAAUUGGGUAAAUUGAUUAUGCAAUAAAUUGAAUCCAUGAGUCUUACCUAUAAUGAUAGAUUUUACACCAAGAUUAUUUAAUUGUACGAAACUGUAAAUGUAAGACAUGGUUUAAUGGUUGUUGGUGGUACAAUAUCUGGAAAAACAACAAUAAUUAAUAUAUUAUCCAAAAGUUUGCAAUCUCAUAUUUAUGGAUUGAAUCCUAAAUCAAUAACUUCAAAAUUAUUGUAUGGAGAUGUCGAUAUGGCAACUAAUGAAUGGUAGGAUGGAAUUACUGCAGUGAUCUUUAGAGAAUGUAUUGAGAAGGAAGGUAAGAAUUGGGUGUUGUUUGAUGGUCCUGUAGAUGCAUUAUGGAUUGAAAACAUGAAUACAGUAUUAGAUGAUAACAAGAAGCUCUGUUUGACAAAUGGUGAAACAAUUAAAUUAACAGAGCAGAUGAGAAUUAUCUUCGAGGUUGAGGAUUUAGCUGAGGCAUCUCCUGCCACAGUUAGUCGUUGUGGUAUGGUAUAUUUGGAACCUUAAGAAAUUGGAUGGUAGUCAUUAAUAUAGGUGUGGAAAAGCCUUUUGACUCCUAAUUUCUAGGAACCCUAAUAUAUAGAAUUGUUCCAUUCCCUAUAUUAAUAAUUGGAAGACGUCUUUGAGGAAAUAAAAUAUAGGUAAUUGAUUUACACUGCAUCGUAAGAAUUGCUGGCUUCUAGUUGUUUAAAAUUAUUUUUUGCUUUUCUGUUGAAGAACAAGACUAAGGAUUAGUUGUUGUAGGAUAUUGAAAUGGAAAACCUUAAAGAGAUCCAGAUUAAGAGCAUUGCAAAUGGAAGAUAGUUGAAUGAUAAAGAGAAAUUUGAAGUGAUAAGUUUCUUCUUCCUUUCAGUUGUAUGGACAAUUGGAACUUUGUUGGAUGGAAAUCAUAGAAAAUAAUUCAAUCAAUUGAUUCGAUAGAAGCUGGAAUCAAAUUUAGAGGCAAAUCAAUAACCACCAAAAGAGUUAUCAGUGUUUGAGAUAUACUUCGAUAUUGAUAAAAAAAAUUGGUUGAUGUGGAAUCAAAAAUUAGAUUUCCAUAUUCCCAAAGGCACAGCUUUUCAUGAAAUCUAUGUGCCAACAGCAGAAUCGGCAAGUGUAUAAGGUUUAUUAAGAAUCUUUUUGAAUAAACAAUUGCCAGUGUUAUUAUAUGGUCGAACUGGAACUGGGAAAACGAUGUUGAUAAAGAAAGUGUUGUUAGAUGAAUUGGAUUAAAGCAAAUUCAUUCCUACAAUAACUGCAUUUUCAGCAACUACUAAUAGUGGAUAAGUGUAGGACAUUUUGGAAUCGAAGUUGGAAAAGUAAAAAAGAAGAAAAGGUAUUUAUGGACCUGAAAUUGGUAAAUGCAAUAUAAUCUUCAUUGAUGAUUUGAAUAUGCCUUAGAAGGAGUAGUUUGGAGCACAACCACCACUUGAAUUAAUUAGACAAUGGUUUAUUUAAUCAGGAUGGUAUGAUAAGAAGUCCUUGGAAUUCAAGACCAUUAUGGAUAUUUAGUUUUGUGCAGCCAUGGGAUUCGGAAGACCUAAUAUACCUUAAAGGUUGGUUCGACAUUUUAAUAUGAUUUAUGUGUUGUCUUCCUCAGAUGAUGCAAUGAAAUACAUUUUGUCCAAAUUUUUUGAAUAUGGAUUUGAUGAGUACGUAGACAAAGUGAAGUUUGUUUCAAAAUAAUUGCCAAGUUUAUGCUUGAGAGUGUAUAAGGAAGUGAGUUAAAGAUUUCUACCAUUGCCUUCAAGAUCUCAUUACUUAUUCAACUUAAGAGAUUUAAUCAAAGUCGUUAGAGGAUUAUUGAUGGUACCUAGUAACAAAUAUGAUGCGACUGGAGAUGCCAAAUAAAAACUAUUGAAAUUAUGGGCUCAUGAGAACAUGAGAGUAUUCUAGGAUAGAUUAGUGGAUGAGAAGGAUCAUAAAUAAUUUGAAUAGAUUUUAGUAGAGAUCUUGGAUGAAGAUUGUGCUUUGAAAUACUCCGAUAUUGUCGGAUAAUCAUGUAGAUAUGGAAAUUGGUUAGAACCUCAUACUCUUUAUAAAAUAUAUGUUGAACUAGAUGAUAAUAACAAAGUUAUGGAGGUUUUAAAUGAGUACAUUGGUGAAUUCAAUGACUUUUAUCCUAAGUUGAAAUUGAACAUAGUAUUGUUUGAAGAUGCCAUAGAAUUUAUCUGUAAAAUCAAUCGUAUAAUCAGUCAACCCUUUGGAAAUGCUUUGUUGAUAGGGUUGGGAGGAACUGGAUGCAGAACUCUAUCAAGAUUGAGUGCUUUUAUGUAGGAUUUCAAGAUAGGAGAAUUAGAUUUCGAUAAAGACUUGCUAGAGUGGUAUGAAUUUUGGAGAGAGAUGUUCAAGAAUCUAUCAUUAAAAAAUGACAAAAGCAUUUUCCUAUUAUCAGAUCAAUAAAUAGUGACUGAAAUAGUACUGGAGGAUAUCAACAACAUUUUGAAUAUUGGGGAAAUCAUUAAUCUUUAUAAUUACGAUGACAAAGAGAAUCUAUUAAGUGACUUCAAAGAGAAUUUAUAAAAGGAUCGAGAAACCAGAAUCCAAGGGAACAUCAGUAUGUUAUAGUUAUGGGAAUUGUUUGUUAAACAAUGUAAAGCCAAUCUGCAUUUAAUUAUUUACUUGAGUCCAGUUGGAGAUAAAUUAAAAACAAGACUUAGAAAUUUCCCAUCUCUUGUUUCAUGUACUUCUAUUUUAUGGAUGGAAAGCUGGUCCCAAUAAGCAUUGCAACAAGUGGCAGAACAUUUGCUACCAGAAUCUAGCAUUGCUCAAGCUUGUGUUGGAAUCCAUCAUGCUGUUGAAUCCAUGACUGAAGUAUAUUUAAAAAGAACGGGCUAUCAUUACUAUGUCACACCCUUAUCUUAUAUCCAAUUACUGAAUAGUUUCUAAUCCAUGUAUAAUCAAUACUCAAAUUCUAUCCAAUAGAAGAGAGACACAUACAUCAACGGAGUUAAGAUGUUGGAUGAGUGUGGAUUGGUUGUGGAUAAGAUGAAGGAAGAACUUGAAGCCUUGUAACCUAUUUUGGUUCAGAAAACUCAUGAGACUGAUUUAAUCAUGAAGAAAGUCGAGUAGGAAACUGCCAUUGCAGAAGAUCAAAGAAUGAAGGUAAAGGAGGAUGAAAUUGAAACUUCCAAGAAGGCAGAAAUAGCACAAAAUAUAUCGAAUCAGUGUUAGGAGAGAUUGAGUGAAGCAGAACCUCAAUUAGAAGCUGCAAUCAAAGCUCUUAAGACACUUAAAAUAUCCGAUUUUGUUGAAAUGAAAGCAUUGAAAAACCCUCCCAAACCUAUCAGAUUGACUAUGGAUUCUGUUUGUAUCAUGUUAGAGAGGAAACCUAAGAAGGCACCUGAUGGAGGUGAAGACUAUUGGGAGGAAGCUGGCAAAGUGUUAAGUGAUCCUGGGAAGUUUAUUAAGAUGCUUGAAAAGUACAAUAGAAACAACAUUCCAGAGAAAGUCAUUACUAAAAUGACUUAGUUCUUAGAUAAAAAUAAACAAUUCCAACCGGCUCUUAUCUCUAAGGCAAGUUAAGCUGCUGAAGGACUAUGUUUAUGGGUUUUGGCUAUCUAUAAGUUCCAUUUUGUUUAUAAGGAAAUCACUCCAUUGAGAGAAGAAUUCGACAAAGCUUAGUAAUCUUUAAAAGUGGCCUAAAAUGAACUUGCUGCCAAACAGUAGUUAUUGCAUGAGGUUGAAGAAAAAUGUCAAGAAUUAAGAGAAACCUUUGAGAAUGAAAAUUUCUAAAAGUAAAAGCUUAAGGCAUAGAUCCAAGAUUGUGAAGUCAAAUUAAAAAGAGCAUUAGAAUUGACUAGCGGUUUGGCUGGAGAAAAAAAUAGAUGGAAAGAAGAAUCCAUUAAAUUGUCAAAUAAUAUCAAGUCGCUUUUAGGAGAUAUGUUAUUAUCUGUUGGAUAUUUAUCAUAUAUGGGAGCAUUUACCAUCUCCUUUAGAAAAACAAUCUUAAAUAAAUGGCAAUAGAUUAUCAAGGAGUAGAAUGUGCCCAUUUCAGAAUCUUACUCUUUACUUGAUUGUCUAAGUACACAAUUUGAAUUGCAAGAAUGGAUACUUUGUGGUCUACCUUUGGAUGAUUUCAGUAAAGAAAAUGCCAUUAUCAUGUAAAAGGCUGAUAGUUAUCCCUUAAUCAUAGAUCCUCAAGGGUAAGCGAAUAAAUUCAUUCAGAGAAAAGAGAAGAAAGUAAAUGAGCAAAACUUUAAAGUUGCUAAAUAGGAUAGAUACUUAGGAAAUAUCUUAGAAACAGCAGUUAGAGAUGGCCAAAUAUUAUUGAUUUAAGGCAUCGAAUAAUAAUUGGAUCAAAUCCUGGAUCCAGUGUUAAGUAAACAAUAUUAGAUAGCAAAUGGCAAACCUAUGUUAAGUAUAGGCGGGAAUCAAGUUUAUGUCCAUCCUGGAUUUAGAUUAUACCUGGUGACUUCAUUAUCAAAUCCACACUAUACUCCAUCUAUUUUGACAAAAGUUACUUUGAUUAACUUUACUAUUACUUAGGAGGCCUUAAAAGAUCAAAUGACAUCAAUAUUAGUCAGAGAGGAAGAUGCCUAAUUGGAAGAUGAGAAGAUUAGAAUAAUGAACGAUAACAACUAUUACAAAUAAAAAAUGAAAUAGAUAGAAUCUCAGAUUCUAGAGAUGUUAUCGAAGACUGAAGGUUCAUAAAUGUUAGAAGAUGAAGCAUUAAUUUUAUAAUUACAAUAAUCGAAGAUAUUAUCUGAAGAAAUCACAUUAAGAUUGAAAGAAGCAAAAUAAACAGAAGAUCGCAUUAAUCAGAAUAGAUUGCAUUAUGAUCUUUUGUCUACAUUCGCAUCUCAUACGUAUUUCAGUAUACUGAAACUCAACUAUUUAGAUCCAAUGUAUGUAUUCUCAUUAGAAUUCUAUUAAAGAAUAUUUAAGAAGGCAAUAAGGAUAGCAGAAAAACCCCAUUAGAAAAAUAUCAAAUAGAGAAUUGUGUUUAUAACUGAGUCAUUAAAAAGAGUUGUCUUUUAAGAGAUCAGCAGAUCCAUAUUUGUGAAACACAAGAAUCUGUUCUCAUUCAUGUUAUUGAUAACAUGGUACAAUAGCAACAAUCUCAUAACUAAUAAUGAAUUACAAUUUCUAUUGACAGGAUCAGUCUUGAAUGGAGAAAGAUUUAAUAUUGAAAAUCCAGAUCCAUCGAUCUUCACUUAGAAUUAAUGGGAAAUGCUAAACAAUUUACAUUCCAUCAUUCCGGGAUUAUAAAUUGCUAAUAGCCAAUCAAUGAUCUCAUAUUUAGAUGAUCCAUAAAAGAAUCAAAUACCUGAAUAAAUCAAACAUCUAUCAACCUUUUAAAGACUAUUGCUGAUUAGAGCAGCAAGACCACAAUAUUUUGGUUAUUAUAUGAGAGAAUUAAUAGCUGAAGAUUUGGGACAGUAUUUCACUUAAAAUCUUCUGUUUGGUUUAUAAGAGAGUUUUGAAGAUAGUAAUACUACUAUACCAUUGAUAUUUGUUUUAUAGCCUGGUGAUGAUCCUUAAGAAGAAGUUAAGAAGUUCAGUUUUGAGAGAGGAAAGGUUUUGACUUUUGUAUCUUUGGGUAAAGGACAGGGAGAGAAUGCAACCAAUUUGAUUAUGGAAUCUUUGGCUUUGGGUUAAUGGGUCAUAUUAUAAAAUUGUCAUUUAGCAAUUAGUUGGUUGCCACAAUUGGAUAACCUAUUAUAAAAUAUCAAUAGUGAAUUACUUAAGAAGGAGAAGGACAAGCUUAUGAAAAUCAACACAGAAUUUAGAUUGUGGAUGACUACUAUGAGCACUCCCUCAUUUCCAUAGUAAUUAUUGAUGGACGCUGUCAAAAUGACCAAAGAUCCCCCUAAAGGAGUCAAGGAUAAUAUCUAACAGAUCUAUUUGAAUUAGAAUAGUUCAAAGAAUGAGAAGAAAUUCUACGAGAGUUGUGGGGAGAAAACAUAGGAGUUCAAGUAAUUUUAUCUAGCGUUGUGCUAUUUCCAUGCAAUUGUCAGAGAAAGAAGAAGAUAUGGACCUGUAGGGUGGAAUAUUACUUAUGAUUUUAAUGAUUCGGAUUUUAGAAUAUCCAUUCGCUAACUGAAAUAAAUGCUUAUGGAUUAUUAAGAGAUCCCAUUCACAGCAUUAAUUUAUCUAACUGGUGAAUGCUAUUAUGGUGGUAAGGUCACUGAUGACUGGGAUAGAAGAUGUUUGAGAGUUCUAUUAACUACAUUCUAUAGGAUGGAUAUCUUUUAUGAAAAUUAUAAAUUCAGUCCUAUCCAAGAAUAUUGCAUACCAGAUGCUCAACAAUUAAAUACCUUAGAAUAAGCUAUUGAUUUUAUUAAUCUAUUACCUGAGACCUCGUCUCCAGAGUUGUUUGGUUUGCAUCCAAAUGCAUCCAUCACUCAAGCCUAAUUGGAAACUAAGCACAUUUUAAAUUGUCUUCUAGAUGUUGGAUUGGUCGAAUAAGGAGCGGAAGAGAACAUAGAUAAAAAUAAAUUAUUAUUAGACAAGGCUGAAAGUCUACUCAUCCUAAUUCCUAAGCAAUUUGAUAUCAAUGUGGUCUAAGAGAAAUUCAAAAUUGACUAUUAUGAAAGCAUGAAUACUGUCUUAUUGUAAGAGGUAUUGAGAUACAACAACCUAUUGAACAUUCUAUAAAAAUCAUUGCAGGAUUUGAUUAAAGCUGCUUAAGGUUUGAUUGUGAUGAGUUAACAAUUAGAAAGGAUGGGAGAAUGUUUACUCAACAAUAUCUUACCAGAAUUAUGGAAAUAGAAAUCUUAUCCGUCCUUGAAGAGUUUGAACAAUUAUCUUUAGGAUUUGCAAUUAAGAGUGGAGAUGUUUAACAAAUGGAUAUAAUUUGGAACUCCAACUAUCUUUUGGUUGCCUGGAUUCUAUUUCACCUAAUCCUUCUUCACAGGAGUCUUGUAAAAUCAUGCUAGAAAACAUAGAAUACCUAUAGAUUAAUUGAAAUUUGACUUUUAGAUUGACGUUAAAGAAGAAGAGGGAAUUAUAAUUGAUGGAUUAUACUUAGAAAGUGGUAAAUGGAAUUAAGAAGAAUAAGUGAUAGAUGAACCUGUUAAUGGAGUCAUCUAUUAAAAUUUCCCUAAGAUCUAACUCUUACCAAAAUAAAACUUCAUUGAAAAUCAAGAAGAUUACAUUUGUCCAGUCUAUAAGACUCUAGAUAGAAGAGGUACCCUGUCAACAACAGGUCAUUCUACUAAUUUCAUUAUUUCCAUUCCUAUUAAAACUUAAUUAAGUGUCAGCCAUUGGGUAAAGAGAGGAACUGCUCUAGUAACAUAAUUAAAUGAAUGA
Paramecium tetraurelia is the source of this 13041-nucleotide messenger RNA. RefSeq lists its product as uncharacterized. The transcript is spliced from 8 exons. Gene Ontology annotation, cellular component: dynein complex. Gene Ontology annotation, biological process: microtubule-based movement. Gene Ontology annotation, molecular function: minus-end-directed microtubule motor activity; ATP hydrolysis activity; dynein light intermediate chain binding. The record is from RefSeq and is a predicted model, not a curated record. NCBI's taxonomy places the organism in Eukaryota, Ciliophora, Oligohymenophorea, Peniculida, Parameciidae.